AUAGCUGUAAAUGAAUCUGGGUUUUACUCACUUAUCCUGUCUUCAAAACUAGAAACAGCCAAAAAAUUUAAACAUUGGGUCACAUCACAAGUACUUCCAUCCAUCAGGUUAUAUGGACAAUACAAACUGUUUGACAACCCAAAUAACAAAAUGUUCAAGAUUGAAAAUGAAACCGAUCUGUACUGCAAAGUAGUUGAAUGUAUCACAAGGUUUUAUCCAGAAGCCAUCAUUGUGGCUGGCUUGGGUGAACUGCAGGACACGAGAUGGAAAAGAAUCUCUAUCUGGAAAAAGGGUUACAUGAAAGGCCAACCAGAUAUUAUGAUCAUGAACUAUCAUAAGGACUACAGCGGGUGCUGCAUUGAGUUCAAAUCCCCAACCAAUAAUUACCAGAUAUCUGUAGCGCAAAAAGAGAUGAAACACAAAUACAGAGAAAAUGGCUACUAUUUUCUCCGUAGUAAUGAUUAUGAUAUUAUAACCAAAUAUAUA
Messenger RNA from Porites lobata, 486 nucleotides. Lineage: Eukaryota; Metazoa; Cnidaria; Anthozoa; Scleractinia; Poritidae. The record is from the annotation of a GenBank genome assembly.